This is a messenger RNA of Lampris incognitus (smalleye Pacific opah), 3267 nucleotides long. RefSeq names its product myotubularin 1 (gene mtm1). Gene Ontology annotation, cellular component: plasma membrane. NCBI's taxonomy places the organism in Eukaryota, Metazoa, Chordata, Actinopteri, Lampriformes, Lampridae. Gene Ontology annotation, biological process: dephosphorylation; muscle cell cellular homeostasis; negative regulation of autophagosome assembly. The transcript is spliced from 16 exons. Gene Ontology annotation, molecular function: phosphatidylinositol-3,5-bisphosphate 3-phosphatase activity. Bases 89 to 1906 code for a protein of 605 amino acids. The record is from RefSeq and is a predicted model, not a curated record.
UACGGGCGCUGGGGCAACGUACUGACAAAAACCAGCCACAGGAGGUUCGCAGUUUGUGGAGCCUGUGGAAGAAGCCUCUCCAUGAGCAAUGGCCUCACCAAUACCUGUGUAUAACUCCAACCCUCUGGACACAAACAACGCCAGCACAUCCAGGGAGUCUCUUAAGAUGGAGCCUCUAGAAGAUGUGGUGUUAUUGCCAGGGGAGGAGAGAGUUAUUGAUAAGGACAUCAUCUACAUCUGUCCAUUCAGUGGAGCUCUCAAAGGAAAAGUGUUCAUCACCAACUACAGGCUCUACUUUAAGAGCUCAGAUGAAGAUUCAGCAGUGGCACUGAAUGUGCCAUUGGGUGCCAUUAGUCGUGUAGAAAAGAUGGGCGGGGCCUCAAGUAGAGGAGAGAAUUCCUACGGCUUGGAUAUCGCUUGUAAGGACAUGAGAAACCUGAGGUUUGCCUUGAAACAGGAAGGCCACAGUAGACGAGACAUCUUUGAGAUCCUCUUCAGAUAUGCCUUCCCCCUCUCACACAGACAGCCUUUGUUUGCCUAUCUAAGCCAGGAGAAAUAUGAAGAGAAUGGCUGGGAUGUUUACAAACCUAUAGAGGAGUUCAGACGGCAGGGCUUGCCCAAUGAAAAAUGGCGUAUCACGUUCAUUAAUAAAAACUACGAGCUGUGUGACACCUAUCCCACCAUCCUGGCUGUGCCCUUCAAAGCUACAGAGGAGGAUCUCCGAAGAGUUGCCAGCUUCAGAUCAAGAGGGCGCAUACCAGUGUUAUCAUGGAUCCAUAGGGAGAACCAGGCUGUCAUCACUCGGUGCAGUCAGCCACUUGUUGGCAUGUCUGGUAAAAGAAACAAAGAUGAUGAGCGGUACCUAGACCUGGUCCGAGAGGCCAACAGCACUGUAAAACUCAUCAUCUAUGAUGCACGGCCCAACGUCAACGCUGUCGCCAACAAGGCCACUGGAGGGGGCUAUGAGGGUGAUGAGUACCAGAACACAGAGUUGGUAUUUCUGGACAUCCACAACAUUCACGUCAUGAGGGAGUCCCUAAAGAAGCUAAAAGAUAUCGUCUACCCCAACGUUGAGGAAUCUCAUUGGCUGUCCAGCCUGGAGUCUACACACUGGCUAGAACAUAUCAAGCUGGUGUUGUCAGGAGCGAUCCAGAUCGCCGACAAGGUGGCGGGUGGGACCUCGGUGGUGGUGCACUGCAGCGACGGCUGGGACCGCACGGCCCAGCUCAGCUCCCUGGCCAUGCUGAUGCUGGACAGCCACUACCGCACGCUGCGCGGCUUCCAGGUGCUGCUGGAGAAGGAGUGGAUCAGCUUCGGACACAAGUUUGCCUCGAGGAUAGGUCACGGGGACAAGAACCAUGCAGAUCAGGACAGGUCCCCCAUCUUUGUUCAGUUCAUCGACUGUGUGUGGCAGAUGACCAAACAGUUCCCCACAGCAUUUGAGUUCAAUGAGCAUCUCCUGGUGAUCGUCCUGGACCACCUCUACAGCUGCCGCUUUGGAACCUUCCUCUACAACUGUGAAAGUGCAAGGGACCAAUAUGAGGUUAAAUUGAAGACGGUGUCCCUCUGGUCUUUGGUCAGCAGCAACAGGGAGCGCUACUUGAAUGCCUUCUACACGCCAGAGUCUGGACGUGUCCUCUACCCUGUAGCCAGCAUGCGCCACCUAGAGCUCUGGGUGACUUACUACAUACGCUGGAAUCCACGUAUACGACAGCAGAACCCAGUGGAGCAGCGCUAUAAGGAACUGUUAGCCAUACGGAACGAGUACCUUAAGAAGCUGGAGGAACUGCAGCUGUCCGACUCCUCCUCUUCUCCUCACCUGACAAAUACUUCUGCUUCCAAUGCAUCCUUAACAGCCACCACCACACCCUCCCACCAGUACACACACCUAAACACACAAUUUUGAGUGUUGUGAUUAUGUAUACAAUACAAAUAUGCACGUGCGCGCGCACACACACACAAACAAAUACAAGCAAAUAUAUAUUUUACACCUGUUUACAAUUACACUCAUACAAUUGGGCUCUACUUACGUUCUAUUCACACUUGUGCUCUUUCUCACACACUCUUCUCACACACUCUUCUCACACACUCUCUCACACACUCUCUCACAUACUUUCUCACCUUUCUCACACACUCUUCUCACACUCUUGCUCACAGCAGUUCUUUCCCGUAGCCCUUAUUGUGGAUAACAAGGGAUUAUAAUAUUGACAUUCGACAACAUAAGUGAGGUAGUGUAAUCCUGUUUAGAAGUUGUUUAGAAGUUAAUAAUAAUGACCAUGAGUUUCAAUUAUUAUGCAAUUAUGUCACAGUACAGCCUUGUCAGAAGAUUUUUCUAUAAACCCACAUCUUGUUCAAACAUCGAGGCCUUAAGGACAAUACACUUUUACAUUAUAAAGUGAGUUUCACUCAAACACGCGUUCAGGCACUAGAUAUAGGUGGCCCACUUUACAUGCCGGCUGCACUACUACUGUAGUGUUUCCUUGCCCAGGAGAAAUGGUUGAAGAAAAACAACAGUAGUAGUAGUGACUCAUCGUUGCAGUGUUAAAAUGGCUGCCCCUGUCCAACUACUACAUGAUCUAGACAUUAGCAACUAUUUUUGUGUUGCUCAGUUGAAAGAAUUGAUUUGGGAUUUUGCCUUCCGGAUCAAAUUGAUUGAAAGUUACCCCCCACCCCCCAGUCUGGAAGGAGUUUUGUCAUGAAUUGAAAAAAGCUUUAAUAACUUUCUACAGCAUUUCAAGCUACAACCCCGAAGAUUCACGUGCAAACAGAUGCAUGACUGGUUCCUUUCUAUCAUUGGCAUAUUUGAGCAAUAGCUACUCAGUAGUUUCUAAACAAUUAACACUAUCAUAGUUGCUCAUUUUACUGUUGGGUAGGACGUGGAUGCAGCCCGUAGUAUUUUAUAGUAUUUACACUUUCAGUGUAGCUGCCAGUGAAGAAGAGUAAGACGAGUUUGAACAAGAAGCAAAGUUGUCAUGGCCAAAGAGAAGGUAUGGCAGAUCAGCUUGUAGAAAACCUUUACCAACAUGAUCUUUAGUUCAGACCCUAGGCUCAGCUCUGUUUUUAGUUCGGCGGUGGGAAACAUGCUGAUUUAACACUUGUUGGAUGGAUUUCUAGGAUUUAGAGAGGUCAAACACAAAUUCAGUUUCAAGUCUCACCAUAGUCAUCUGUCAGGUCAACCAAUAUGACCUUUAGGAUUGCUCAUGCUAAGCCAUUGUUGCUAUGCAAGAAACACACUUCCAGCAAAUAAAGAUCUUCUCUUAAAGUAUC